Molecule: messenger RNA, 1722 nt
Organism: Rhinolophus ferrumequinum (greater horseshoe bat)
Lineage: Eukaryota; Metazoa; Chordata; Mammalia; Chiroptera; Rhinolophidae
Product: selection and upkeep of intraepithelial T-cells protein 7-like
Exons: 8
Coding region: 283-1443 (386 amino acids)
Biological process (GO): regulation of cytokine production; T cell receptor signaling pathway
Cellular component (GO): external side of plasma membrane
Molecular function (GO): signaling receptor binding
Source: RefSeq, a predicted model, not a curated record
UCUCUUGGGUAAUGCAAGGUGUAGCUGCAAACGGAUUUGAGAUUUUAUAAUGUGAAACAGACACCUCGCUGUUUUUCCUAUAAGGGGAUAUCGAUUUCAGAUUGCCAGCAAAAAAAGUUCUGCUGGCAGACAAUAGGUGGAAGCUCAGGUUAAACAGAGUGCCCCCUUUGAGUGCAUCUAUUACCAACUAUUGGUGGAGGAGUACGGCUGAAUCACCUUCAGACAUUGAGGCGACUUUGAAGGACCUGGAAAAAAAUUUCCUCUGGACUCUGGAACUCAAGCAUGAUGAAGCCUAAAUCAUCUUCUUUUUCUGGGUACUGUGUGAGCUUUCUUUUCCUACAAGUGAUGACAUCCAUGUCAGAAAAGUGGACAGUGACCACUUCCACUGGACACCUCAUGGCUACAGUAGGAGGACAGGCUGAGCUUAGCUGCCAGUUAUCCCCACCACGAAGUGCACAACACAUGGAGGUGGGCUGGUUCAAGGGUAACCAGUCCAAGCUUAUUUACCUGUACAAAGGUGGCCAUGAAGUGAAUGGAGAAGCUGCCCCAGAAUAUGUGGAUCGCACAGAGUUUGUGGAAGAGGCCAUUAGCACGGGCAAAGUGACUCUCAGACUUCAUAAUAUCAGUGUUUCUGAUAAUGGACCAUACCAGUGUUCAUUUAAGGAUAGUGACUUCAGUGAUAUGUCCGGCAUGAACCUGAGUGUAGCAGCAUUGGGUGUAGAGAUGCAGAUCUAUGUUUACACUCCUGUCGCUAAUGGACUCAUGGUGGAAUGUAACUCAGGAGGCUGGUUCCCACAGCCCCAGAUGGAGUGGAGAGACAACAAGGGAGAAGUAGUUCCACAUUCGUCAAAAUCCUAUUCAAAGGAUGGAGCUGGAUUAUUCCACAUGAAGAUGACUCUUUUCCUCAGAAACAAAUCACAGGGCAAUGUGACUUGCUACAUUCUCAACCCUCUAAUAGGUAAAGGGAAACAGACAAAUAUCAUCAUAGCUGAUGCCCUGUUGGACCCAUACAAUGGUUUGGUGAGAGCUUCACUUUCAUUUCUAUGUGUGAUGGCUUUGUUCCUUUUCUAUCUGUGUUUCAUGAAAAAAGGUAACUGCUGCAACGAGGAUGGAAUCAUUAAAGUGUACAAAUAUCACUGCUGUCGUUGGUGGACCUCAAGCAUUCUUGAAAUACUGUUUUUUGUAGUUCUUUUGUCUGCCAUCUGUUUUUAUCUGCCAUUCCGGAUCAGAAUUUCCAUUUCAGAUCCUCUUUUUGUCUUGUACAGUGACUGGAUAUUUGAUAUAGCAAUAUUGGCAGGUGUACUGAUGGUGUUUUUCGGUGUGCUUAUCAUUUGUUUACACCUGACACUAAAAGGACAUAUAAGUAAGAGAAGAAUGCUCAUACAUGAAAGAAAUUCACAGAGAUACAAUCAGCAAAAUGUAGAGAUAGAAAGCACUAUGUAACAAAUGAUCCAAGUUCUUAAAUAAAUGUUGCUAGAAAAUAAAAUGUUAUGGAAACUGAACUUAUAGUUUCCUAAUUAAAAGGCAUAUCAACCAACCACAACCUGUACAUAUAUUUGGAUGUCUAUUUAAACCAAUAUGCUAUUCAACAAAAAUGACCAAACUUUAGCAAAUUCAUAAAAAAAAGAGACAGCCCAAAUAAAUAAAAUCAAACAUGAAAGAGGAGAAGUUACAACUAAUACCACAGAAACACAAAGGAUCAUUAAAGAAUAUUAUGAACGA